UGUAAUUAGAUGGAAUUUAAGUAUUUAAGUGAAUAAUGUGUUGGUGUUAAUUUUGAACUUAAAGUGUUAGUGAAGGGUUUUGGUUGAUAAUUCUUUUAUCAAGAAUAAGCAAUGUUUGAAAUUUGCGAGGUUUUCGCGUUCGGGCCUCGUGGAAUCGUGGCAUGGGGGGUAAAAUCACAAACUUUUAAAACUGCUUCAGGUCUUUGUAGAAAUAUCAACAUUUUCAGGGUUUCCACGGCUAAAGAUUAAAGAACCAAAACGAGAUUUCAAAAGCAAAGCGAUAGAUUUUCCCUUUUUUAAUAAGCCAUUUAAAAAACAAAAAAUUGCAAAAGCAGAAAACGAAAAACGGCCUGGGAAUCGGGUAGAGAAACAAAGAGUGGGAAGACGAAGAGAAGCAGAAGCGAAAGAAAGAAAAAAAAGAAGCUAAAAGCAGCCAAAACGCAAUUUCUUGUCGCCCUCCUUUUUUUUUUUUUAAAUCGAAAAUAAUAAUAGAAAUUAUUGUUAUUCUAUUAUUUUUUGCUCCAAAUUAUUUGAGAAUUGACUCCUCACCCUCCAAAUUUUUCUUUUUGUUACUUUUCCUUUAUGUCUCCUCAGAUCUAAACUUUCUCAGAAAUUUAGGGGCGACACCGAUUGAGCAAAUCCGCGACGAAAUUAGAAAUAAAAACCGCCGGUUCGAUCCAAGAAUCCGAAUUGAAAUGGAUGAUUUUCCAGGUUUAUUGGCCAAAGAUUUUGGGAUCAAACCCCAAGGUAAGUCGGCGCCAAUGGCACCUCUUAGAAACCCUUCUUCGGGUCCGAAAUACGGGUUGCGAUCAGAGUUUACCACAUCCUCAUCUGGCUACGGCAAAUCAUCAUCCAAUUCCAUUUUCGACGAUCAAGAUCGCGACGGGCUGAUUUUCAACGACCUCUACGGUGGAACCCCCAAAUACUUCUCCGAGUCUCGAACCACAACCGAGCAAACAUCGUCGUUCGAUUACGACUCCCUUUUCAAGGACCCGAAGCCCCCGGUUUUUGACAAGCCUGUUUACGAUGACGAUCUUUUUGAUGGAUUGCCUGGGAUCAAGAGCUCUUCCUCGACAUCGGCCCGUAAGUACGACGACGUUUUUACGCUGUCGGGGUCUCCGCCUCCUCCUAAGCAUAAGUCGCUGAACAGCUCGCCGUUUGAUGAACUGCUUGGGAAUCUGGGGAGGAAGGGUACCGAGACAAUGGCGAAGAGCGAGAGAGUGAAAGUGGAGAAAGAUGCACCUCUUUUUGACGAUUUGCUUCCUGGUUUCGGUCGAAGUAGCUCUCCUGCAUCUGCAAGGUCAAUUUCAGAGGCUGGUCAGUCCCACAAACCUGCCUCAAAUUCAAGCAAGGCUGGCUCCAAUUUGAUGGAGGACCCUUUUGUUGUCUUAGAAACAACAUCAGACCCUGCGGAUUCAUCCUCAGGGUUGUUUACAGACCCCUUGGAAGAAAUAAGUAAACUUAAUGGAUCUAGGAAGUCUAGAGUGGAGAGUACAUCUGGAAGUGGGGGAGUAUUUGAUGAUAUAGAUCCUCUGGACGGUCUUGGGAAAUCGGUACCUCCUCUGUCACCUGAGAUCAAUAAGAGAGGGAAGGAUAGAGGCCCUUUAAAAACUGCAAGUGGACCACAAACUCCUGCUAGUAAAGAGCCAAGUGAUGAAGAUUAUGAGCACCACACUAAGAAGAGGAUGCCUUCUAUGGACAAUAUUCCGGAAUCUCAUCAAACUGUGUUUGACAUGCCCAGUAUUUCUACUGAUUUUCAUAGCUCAGUUGGUCGAACUACUAGUCCUCCUCCUUACUCAAAUGUUAGUUCUAAUGAGACUAGUUCCCAGGUAAAUACAACUCCAAGAUCUGAGGAGAACUUCGACGCAUCUGAUGAUGUGUGGCUUACCGUAUCAGAGAUUCCUCUCUUUACCCAACCUACUAGCGCUCCACCCCCUUCCAGACCCCCGCCUCCUAGACCACCACGAGUUUCAAAGGCACAUACAGGCUCAUUUUCUUCCAUAAAUGCAAAAAAGAAGGUCAAUGAUUUUUCUUCCUUCCAAAAUUCAACUCAGUUCUCACACAGCCCUCAGUCAGCUCGUGCCCCAGCAAGAAGCUCCAUUACAUCUCAAAUUGAUGAACUUGAAGAUUUUGCAAUGGGUAGGGCCCGAAAUAAUGUUGAACAGGUUGAAGUUUUUCCUGGUGAUGAUUUUGAGACAAAUUCUGUUGCUGCUGCUUCUGCUGCUGCCAUGAAAGAGGCAAUGGAUAGAGCAGAGGCUAAAUUUAGGCAUGCUAAGGAAAUGAGGGAGAGAGAGAAUUUAAAAACUGCUAGAAAUAAAGAAACUGGUCAAAUGGAUAAGGACGAGAGAACUAUGCAACAAGAUGCUUUGGACAGAGAAGUUAGAGAAAAGCAAGAGAGACUGGAGCGUGAGAGGCAACAAAGGGAAAGGGAGGAGGAAGAGAGAGAGCAAAUGAGACGUGAAUUGGAGAGGGAAAGGGAGGAGAAGGAGAGAGAGCAAAAGAGACGUGAAUUGGAGAGGGAAAGGGAGGAGAAGGAGAGAGCACAAAGAAGGCUUGAGAAAGAGAGGGAGCGAGUUAGGGAGAUGGAGAGGGAAAGGGAAAUGGCCAGACAAGUUGUUGAAAGGGCUGCUAGAGAAGCACGUGAAAGAGUAGCAACUGAAGCUCGUGCAAGAGCUGAAAGGGCUGCUGUUGAAAAGGCAGCUGCUGAAGCUCGAGAACGUGCAGAAAGGGCUGCAGUGCAGAGAGUACAAGCUGAAGCUCGUGAAAGGGCAGCAGCUGAGGCAAGAGAAAGAGCUGAAAGAGCUGCUGCAGAAGCGAGAGAAAGGGAAGCACGGGAGAGGACUGCAACAGCAAAAGCUGAAGCUGAAGCAAGGCUUAGAGCAGAAAGAGCUGCUGUGGAGAGGGCAGCUGCAGAGGCUCGAGAAAGGGCAGCUGCUGAGGCUCAAGAAAGGGCUGCUGCUGCAAGGGCAAGCCAGCAAAAGAAUGACAAUGAUCUUGAAUCCUUUUUUAGUAUGGGUUCUCGACCAAGCAGUGCACCAGGGCCAAGAGCUAGCUCUUCCGAGCCCAUGUUUGAUGGACAAAACAAGGUAGGGCCUGAAGUGGCUAGGAGAACAUCUGUUGGAUCCUCGUCUAGCAUGAGGAAAGCUUCUUCAUCUGCAAAUAUUGUUGAUGAUCUCAGUUCUAUUUUUGGAGCUGCUGCAUCUUCAUCUGGAGAGUUCCAAGAGGUUGAAGGGGAAACUGAAGAAAGGCGAAGAGCCAGGUUGGAACGCCACCAACGCACUCAGGAGCGUGCGGCAAAAGCACUUGCUGAGAAAAAUCAACGUGACCUUCAAGUGCAAAGGGAACAAGCUGAGAGACAUAGAAUUGCUGAAACACUAGAUGUUGAGAUCAAGAGAUGGGCAGCUGGGAAAGAGGGGAAUUUGCGUGCUCUGCUGUCAACGCUGCAAUAUGUUCUUUGGCCUGAAUGUGGUUGGCAACCUGUUUCUUUGACGGAUUUGAUUACAGCUGCUGCAGUUAAAAAGGCUUAUAGAAAGGCGACUCUUUGCAUCCAUCCUGAUAAAGUCCAGCAAAAAGGUGCCAAUCUUCAACAGAAAUAUGUGGCGGAGAAGGUCUUUGACUUGCUCAAGGAAGCCUGGAACAAGUUCAAUUCAGAGGAGCUUUUCUGAGUUUCAAUUCAUUUAUUACAUAACUCAAAAAAUUCAUCAUUCUGCAAACUACGCGUUGGAGUUGAAUGCAUUCCAGCUGCCAUAAUUCUAUUAUCAGCUGCUGUUGUCUGCUUCGAUUUGAUGAUUCAUUAUAUCAGCUGUUAAAGCAUGGCAUAUGGUGCCUGCUUUGAAGGUAUGCGAAGGGUGAAGUACUCUUCUUUUAUUCAGGUUGCUGUACAUUAAUCUUCAUCCAGCUUACGCCCACGUAAAAUUGGCAUCUCCGUCUUAGCAUAGAUGAUAUUCAGCGAAUCGGUUGGUUCUAUCAUCCGCCCCAUAUGCACGAGAUGAGGGGAUUUUUGUGUUAAGUUCUUUUGUAAUUGUUUCUUUGUGUUUUUCGUUUCCCCACCUUUUGUGGCCGAUAGAGCUUUGAUAAGUUGAGUUAGCUCCAAUCUGUUCUAUUGAUAUCAAAACAAUAGUUUGAGAUGUGUAUGAUUGAUGAGAUGGGUACUCCGAGGUGGAAGUUUCAUAUAUAUAUAAAUUUUUUACUUAAGGCAUACUUGUUUCUUGUUAAAAAGGUUGGAACUUUUUUUGUUAUAAAAAUGGUCGAAU
Molecule: messenger RNA, 4253 nt
Organism: Durio zibethinus
Lineage: Eukaryota; Viridiplantae; Streptophyta; Magnoliopsida; Malvales; Malvaceae
Product: auxilin-related protein 2-like
Biological process (GO): clathrin-dependent endocytosis; clathrin coat disassembly
Cellular component (GO): vesicle; cytoplasm; intracellular membrane-bounded organelle
Molecular function (GO): clathrin binding
Source: RefSeq, a predicted model, not a curated record